Molecule: messenger RNA, 1134 nt
Organism: Vicia villosa (hairy vetch)
Lineage: Eukaryota; Viridiplantae; Streptophyta; Magnoliopsida; Fabales; Fabaceae
Exons: 5
Coding region: 1-1134 (377 amino acids)
Molecular function (GO): zinc ion binding
Source: RefSeq, a predicted model, not a curated record
AUGAAGCCAGCAGGAUUGAUUGCCCAAUCUCUUGAUAGAUGGGGAGUGAAGUUGUCACAUGAUCAGGCUUAUAGAGCUAAAAGGAGGGCCAUGGAUAUGUUACAAGGGGCUGACCAACAAAAGGGAUUAAUACCAGAAAUUCAAAGUGUGAGUGCUCAUGUUGAGCAACACAUAUGUGUGAAGCAUCUAUAUGGGAAUUGGAAGAAGAAGAAUCCUGGUCUUGAAUUCAAAGAAGUUAUGUGGAGUGCAGCACGAGCUACAACUGUACCAUCAUGGGAAAGGGCGAUGUUAAAUAUGAAAGGCAUGAAAGAAACUGCAUGGAAGGAAAUGGUGGAUGUCUCUGCAACUUAUUGGAGUCAGUCUCACUUCAAAACCUAUUCCAAAUGUGACCUUCAGGUAAACAACAUGUGCGAAGCUUUUAAUAGGGCUAUUCUAGAAUAUAGGGAUAAGCCAAUAAUCACUCUUUUGGAAGGGAUUAAGCAUUACCUUACUAAGAGGAUAGCUAAGAUGAAAGAGCUAAUGAAUAGCUACAAUGGUGAUAUAUGUCCUAGAAUACAAUUGGUGCUAGAAAAAAACAAGAGGAAUGCAGCACAUUGGACUCACACAUGGCAUGGUGAUGAUAACAUGGCCAUAUAUGGUGUCGCUAAUGGAAUUGACACAUAUGUAGUUAACCUCAAGCAAGAGACUUGUGCAUGUAGGAAAUGGGAUUUAACCGGCAUCCCUUGUAGCCAUUAUAUCACAUGUAUUUGGCAAAACAAGAAAAAACCUGAAGACUAUGUAUCUGAAUAUUACAGGAAGGACAGUUUCAAGAGCAUCUACUCACACAUCAUUUACCCUACUAAAUGCCCACAAUUGUGGCCUUUGGAUAACCAGUCCACUAUGAAUCCACCAAUUAUGAGAAUGGCCAUAGGUCGUCCCAAGAAAAUGAGGAACAAAGCUAAUGAUGAACCAAGACUAAAGCAUGGACACAACAAAAGAAGCUGCAAAGGCAAGACAGCUGCUGAUAGAGCCAUCCCAAAAGGUGGAAACAAGAAGAAGAUUGCUUGUGGACAGAAGAAGAAAACAAAGCCAAAUGAAGUUGAGAUUGAAAACUCAUCCCAAGCACCAAUGGCUACACAACCAUCUCAGCAGUAG